AUGGAUGCAUCUCCUCACGCGGAGGCCGCAGAAUGCGCAAGCGUCCGCCUGCGGGUCACGGAGGAGCCCCUCCCAGUUGCCAAGAAGAGGGCGUGGAGGAAGGUGAAAGCCAAGAAGCCUGGCGAACAGCUGGAGAGCGACGCCCAGGAUUCUGCGUGGCAGUCCAGCGAUCUGCCUAGCACCAUCCAGGCGCCGGCGCCGGCGAGAGUCAUGCCGGCGCAGGUGCUGGCGGACGAGCCAGCCGUAGCCGAGGUGAAGCCCGGGCAAAACAGCCUGCAGGCUGUCAAAGAGGUGAAGCCCGAGCAAACCAGCCUGGAGGCGGUCAAAGAGGUUCAGCCCGAGCCAACCAGCCUGGCUGUCAAAGAGGUGAAGCCCGAGCAAAGCAGCGUGGAGGCGGUCAAAGAGGAGCGCAAGAAGCCUGAGGAGAAGGUGAAGGAGAAGGCUGCAUCCCUUCGGCACGGGAAGUUCACCACGGAUGGCCGAGUGCAGGAAUUUGUGUACAUUCCCUCUGGCGAUGCAGAUCUCGCCUCGAAGUCAGCGGAUAUCUUUGAGACCAUUUUGCGCGACUGGAACCUGCAGAGGCCACACCUGCUGAUCAAGUUUCAGUCUGGUUUCGCGCAUCCCAAGUACCUGCUGGAGCAAAAAGAGCUGGACAAGCUGGAGAACGACUCGACGCGCUCUGAGCUGAGGAGGUACUAUGAGCACUUCCUGCGGCAGCAAGAGCAAGCCGACAGAGAGAAAGAGGCGAAGGACAAGGCCAAGGAGGCGAAGGAGGAAGAGGAAGACGACGAAGAGGAGGCGCUCAGCGAAAAAGACCGGGCAAAACUGGAGGAAAAGAGAAGAAAAGAGGAGCUUGUGAAGGAGGCAAAGCGGAAAAGCGAGCAAAAAGCAAAAGCUCUGGAACAGUUGAACGAUUUCCUGUACAGAUCCCUUAGCAAUUUGAUUGAUGUCAUCGUGCGCGCUGCAGUGCGAAACCACUGCUGGAUCCUAGUGGAGGGCGGCCCAACAGGCGGGCUCUUGCUCCUGAAGCAGGCGGUGGAGAGAUGCAAAGAGCGACCCGUGGUGCUGGUGAUGGAUAGCUUCAGGAAAAAGCGAUAUCCGUACGCUGAGGUGGAGGGGUUUCUCGAGAAGGAGAAGCCCAACUCCUUGAAGCAUCUGCUGAAGAAGGACCCGCAAGGCCUCCAGCAGACCUUGGAGGCCGCGGGCCUGGAGCUGGCGAACCUCCUCAAGGACGAUCACCAGGCGCUCGAUCCGGGCCCCAGAGCCCCGGGACUCUGGGAGAGACCCUUUUGA
This is a messenger RNA of Effrenium voratum, 1293 nucleotides long. Lineage: Eukaryota; Dinophyceae; Suessiales; Symbiodiniaceae. The record is from the annotation of a GenBank genome assembly.